Diachasma alloeum is the source of this 696-nucleotide messenger RNA. RefSeq lists its product as uncharacterized. The record is from RefSeq and is a predicted model, not a curated record. Gene Ontology annotation, molecular function: protein binding. The transcript is spliced from 3 exons. Bases 1 to 696 code for a protein of 231 amino acids. Lineage: Eukaryota; Metazoa; Arthropoda; Insecta; Hymenoptera; Braconidae.
AUGAAUUUGGAGAUUGGCGUAGUCAAUUCGGGCCCUAUUUCACCCCCUCAGGGUGCGAAUUGCGAAGCAGAUGAGACACCUUGUUUAUUGGGUGAGGAGGCAGCCAAUCCAUUACUCAAUAGCAAUGAGGUGAAUGACACAUCGCGGCUUGUAGAUGAUACCGAGGGAAAUUUUGCGUUUGAGCCCAUUGAGCUGACUAUGGCUGAGGUUCAAAGUUCGGGUCUAGUGGAACAUCUGCCCCCAGAAGUUCUUCUUGCAGUGUUUUCUCACUUGGACGACGUAAGUUUAUGGUCAGCAGCAAACGUCUGUCGUAGAUGGUAUGGGCUACUACUAACCCAUGUGCCACACCAGCAGUGGCAGCAACAUGUCCAACUCCGAUGGCCCUUGCACAAGCCCAUUGGACACGUGGAGAACUGGUACAAAACUUAUGACUAUUUGGCCUCAUCUGCUCCCUGUAGAACUUGUUUAGCACAAAUGUGCCUCAAGUCGAGGCCUGCAGGGAUCCAAGAUACCUCUUGGAGAAGGAAUCGACUGAGGAUGGAGCUGAAGAGCCUGCGGAUCGACCCUCCUGAGGGAAUUGAAGCUACCCCACUUGACAGUAUGCAUUGUCACUGGCAGGCGACUAUCACUGGACCGAUUGGGAGCCCUUACGAGGGAGGACUCUUCUAUUUGUAUUUGCAAGUACCCCACAGGUAA